GGACGGAGCUCUUUUCUAGGGAUUUUCUGUUGACUGGAUUCAGCCAUUGAAUGUAUCCUAAACCCAGGAUUAAAGCACUUCCUGUUCGGUCCAGAUUGUGGAGACAUUCUGGUGCAGAUUAGCGCAAUACUACUACUUUUCGGAACAUUGUGUUGAGCACUUAUCAACUUGGAAGAUAUAAGGCUAGAAGCUAGCGAGAAUAAAAAAAAUAUAUUUAAAGCAGUUUUGUGUUCCAGUCCAAGAUGUUUCAGUGGUAAUGGAUUUGGCGCAAAGUUAAAAAAAACAAACAAAAAAACCUCAUUGUUGUAAUCGUUUAGCUCAAGCGUUAAACGAAAGAAUUGGUUUCUGCUGUGAAGGGUGACUGCUGGCUACGAGCGUCGGCGGUUGCUGCUGGAUACGAAUCUGAAAACAGGAAGAGACUGCUUCAUCGGGACACGACUGAUGGGGAAGCACAUCUUGGCGAGGUAACUGGUCACAGACAUCCAUCUCCCUGCAGCAAGCUGAGAUUCUCUCCAGAAAUACCUUUAAUCCCAAUUUGAAGUGGCUGUUCCAUGUUCCAAGUCCAGAUGAAGAGGAGGGAAGUCUUGUUAUGGCUCACAACCUGGUGUCCCAGUCUUCUGCACAUCUUCAGUGAAUGUAUCAGGAUCUUCUGACUGUGGUGUUUCAGGGGCAGCUGGUGGAUGGCCUGAUGGGAUCCCUUCCAGAGCAGUGUAGAGCUCUGUCGAGGCUCUUUGAACAGCGAUCUCUGCUGCUCUUCAUACAUGAAUACACCAGAAGGGUUCACCUGUCAGCAGCAUUCAUAUCCAGACUGAACCAACUGCAGCAGCAGCAUCACUUAAUGCAUGCUCAGGUCCCGCCCAGCUCACCUUCAUCCAGAAUUGAUAUUGUCUCUCUAAGUCAGGAGCUCCGACUCCAUCUGAACCACUGGAAUUUUCUCUGCAGUCGAGUCCAUUCUGACCACUAUUUGAGACGGGCACUUGUUUUACAGACCAACAUGCUGGAGGAAAUGAAACAAACUCUAGACCUACUUGGUCUACAGCUUUUGCUCUUAAUGGAACAAUAUGUAUAUGGCAUCCUGUCUUUUAUAGGAAAAACUGAAUCAGACUCUCUACCAAGAGAUGUUUUGGAGGACAUUUUAGCAGGUACAGAAUUGUAUAAUCAGGCAGUGGAGGAACAUAAAAUCCAGCUGAGUUCUUCACAUCUGAGGGUUUUGGUUUUACAGGAGGCACAUAAAUCCAAAUUGUUUAGUAAUCUUCCAAAUAUUACAAGAUUUCACGCUUCUGCUGUGUCAGUCAAAUGUCUGAUAAGUGUUUUGGCUGUCCAUCAUGCAGAAAUGGUCGGUAGAAAACUGGACCUCUGGAUAUCUAAGGAGAGCUGUCAUGUUUGUAAGAUUCAUUCCAGUCACAAAGCAUGCUCUGAUAACUUCAUUGGUCAAGUUAACGACUGCAGCUGUGGCUUUUCUAAGUGGACUUGGAAACAGUUGUGGCAUACGUACCCAACUUCAUCUCCUCUCCUGUUCAGUAAUCAACCCUUUUCACAGACAUUGUUUUCACAAACUUACAAUAAGCCCUGCUCUAUUUGUACCCCUUAUCACCAUUUGUCCAGUUUUGCUUUAAAAAAGCAACUUCCUGUUCUGGUGAAACUGCCAUCCUUGAAAUAUAAAGAAGAGAGUUCAAUAAAAAACAAAACCAGCCAGUGCCAAACAUGCUUAACUCAGUUUGGUCUCACUGAGCACAGGGCAGAGGCAGCUCAAUCUAACAUGGAAAGAAACCAAAGUUUAGAAAACUGUGACCUUUCUUCGCUCCCUGUAACCACCUCCCAUCAUGCCUCAGCCCUGCUCCCUUGUCACUUUGACCAUUCCUGUGUAGAACCACUUUUUCGGGCGAUUGUGACCUCCACUGAUCUGCUGGGUCCAGUGGCAUUUCAAAGGUCAACAACAAAAGAACCAACUGAUCGUCUCGUCCCAGUUACAGUUCAGGAUACCGGUUCUUCAGAGAAUUUCAGUCAGCAGAAUGAGAAAGUGACGAACAUUCAAAAUGUGGAAAGAACUAAACAGGAUUGCACUGAACUGAAAAUAAACACGGGAGCAGAUGCCACUGUGAGCUCUGGUAUUUUGAAGGAGGAGAACUUUAGGAAAGAGGCCGAAGUUGGAACGAGGGCAACUACAGCAGAGUCAAGUUCUGCUCACGGGCCUCACUCUGUGCAGUGGAUGGACAUGGGUCGAUUACUGCUCCUCGCUGAUGUGCUUGAACAGUAUCAGUCUCAGCUGUUGAUUUUCUGCACCCAUGCUCUCUGGCUUAAACUACACGUAGCACCGGCGGAAAACACAUCAGGCAACAUCAACCUUCAAGAUGACCAUUGGAGCUUCCAAGUCCUCCACAGUGUUACUUGUGCUUUAGAGAUGGGUCUGUUUCCAAAGGAGUUCAGAACCAUACUGGAGCACUUCAGGCUGUUUAUGUUUGUCCAGUCAGCACAUACCUACUGGGACUCUGUGGUGUGCAGAGGUUUGGGUUUAGCACUUAAGGAUAAGUGUCUCGGAAACAGCUUUGCAGCAACAUCUUCGUCUGAGGAAUGUAGUAUAAUAAUAUCACAGACGAUGGCACAUUUCCUCCAGCUCCAACCAUCUUUGCUGUCAUCUCUGUGUUGCUGUCAGUCAAACAGUUCAGCGUCUGAACUUUUUGGCCUUCUUCCGCCCAGCUGUGUACUGCAGAAACAGACUUUUGGUUUGCUUUUAGCUUCAAUCCAAAUGUCUACAGUCUGGAUCAUGUCAAAAGCAUACCAGUUCAUUUCUACAUGGAGUCCAAAUAAGUUCCUGCUCAUCACACAGGGAGAUCUCAGAAUCUUGAAGGAGUCUCUGGACAAGAUAAUUCAUCAGACAAAGUCUUUCCCAAUGAACUUAGAUUCUGACCGUCAGUUUUCUCUGCGGAGCCACAAUCAGCAUCUACUCAGCCACCAACUUGCAGCUCUCGAUAGGGCUGCAUGUGGGCUGCAGGCCUUCUCUGCUGUGGUGUUGAAUAACUUUUCUAUCAACUGCAAGCGGGUAUCAGGGGAGAUUUUUGAACGCACCAUGCCUUCUGCAGUUCACUGGAGACCAAGCCAAAUGACAGGUUUCCCCAGCAGUCCCAGUGAAUAUGCAUCAUUGGCAGCUCAGGCUGUGAUUGGCCAAGUUCUUGAGGCUGUUGCUCCAUUAUCAGAGGAUGCCCGUGUCCAAGCAUUAAGCGUCACCAUGACAGCUUUCAUGGAGGCAUGGAUGGAACACAUCUUAAGACAAAAGAUCAAAUUCAGUGUGCAGGGGGCGCUGCAGCUGAAGGAAGACUUUGACUCUAUCAGAGAGAUGAUUAAAUCUGACAAGUAUGGUCUGUCAGCUGAACUUCACCAGAUACUCCUCAGCCUCAGAUUCAUCACUGUUGCCUCCCAGUGGUCCACUUACAGUCCAUCCCAGCAUAGUCCUUGUAGCAAACGGUCCUCCAUUUAUACUACACACCACCUCUAAAGGCUCCAGGGCCUUUGGCACGUUGGUCCCAAUCAGGAGCUCAAUUCCUGCAUCAAUCUGAGGUAAGUGAAUAUUUUUCAAAUGAGGCCAUUUUUUAAUAUCCCUUUCAGUAGGAAUAUUUCCUUUAUGCACUGGCAUGGACUCCUGUGUGUACACUUUAGGCAACUCAAUAAACGUAUCUCCGUACAGUGCAGCCACCUCCAGCCCUAACAGUGUGUUGCUGCUCACAACCCUCUGUUGGCCCAUAGUGCGCAGAAGAAUGUGUCCUUUCCUCCCAGUCAGAUGCAGUUUAUUCAUCAGACUCUCUGUACAAAAAACUGCUGUGCUACCUUGGUCCAAAAAUGCAUAUGUGGUGAAAAUAUGGCUUCCUUUUUUAGAUUUUAUUUGGACGGGGACGAUCGGUAGCUUACAAUCAUGGUCUCCAGCCCCUGUAAGGCCACUUGACACCAACAUGUUACCACAGACCUCUGCAUCCCUCUCAGCUUGCUCUGAAUCCUUUUCUUUGUGGAGUACAGUGGGGUGUUUCAGGCUACAUUUUGAACAGGAAAUCCUCUUGCGGCAAUGCUUACUCAUGUGUCCUAUACACAAACAGCUGAAGCAUAUACCAUUUUCCUUUAAGAAGUUUAUCUUCUUCUCAUGUGCCAUCCUCCCCAACUAUCCACACAUGAUCAGUGCAUGUCCUGCUCCACAGAGAAUGCAUGUGUUAAUUCCAGUUGUUCCAAUUUCUUUCUCUCUCUUCACAAGCUGAGGUUUGUCCUCCACAGGUCCGACAGUGGUUGCAAAGCUGUCUCCUUUGGAUCGUGACUGUAACUUUGGUUUGUAUGUUCCUUUAUUCGUUAUUGUAGGAGAAUCUUGUAUAUUGCCAAAAACAUGAUCUGUCAGAAUCCUGACUUGCUUUUCAAGGAAAUCUACAAUAUCACUGAACUGUGGUCUUCUUCUUUGUUGUUCCUGCAGAUCACAAGCUUGACUCCUCCAUCUGUCUCUAAGUUUAUAUGGCAACUUCUUUAUGAUAUUCAGCAUAUUAGAAGGCAUGUCCAAGUCAUGAAGAUACUGCACAUCCUCCAUUGCAUUACAACAGCCUCUGAGGAACAGACUGUAAUCCUGCAGGGCAUUCACAUCCUCUGACUUUAUAGUAGGCCAUGAGAGGGCUUUGUUCAUAUAGCAAUAGACAACCUUUUGCUCAUUACCAAACUGCUCCUUUAAUAAAGUUUUGGCUUUCAAAUAUCCAUGGUCUGGAUUCAUGUAUUGACAGCUCCUCACCAGUUCUUUAGCAAGACCUUUAGUAUGCUGUUCCAGGAAGUACAAACGAUCAGAGUUGUUUGUUGUGUUUCUUUCCACUCCGUUCUUAAAAGCCCUCAUGAAUGUAUAAUAUUUUAAUGGGUCACCAUCAAAUAUUGGGAUUUCUUUCUUUGGAAGAGCUGCGAGGCACUGUUGUUGAAUUAACAAAGUUGUUAUUUCGUUUUGUUUCCUCAUAAUGCCAAGAACAUCCUCAUUGGUUCCCAAUUGUAAUGCAUCUUUAUUUAAAUUUGUGAUUACUUGUUGAUUAACAGAUUGAAUGUUAACUGGUUCUUCAUCCUUCUUUGUUAUUUUUUGUUUUGCAGUUGCUAAUGGAUGAAACUCUUCUGCAUCCACAUUAAGUUGUUGAAAAUUUCCCCCUUUCAAAUAAGAAUUCAUUCCAUCUGAAA
Messenger RNA from Fundulus heteroclitus (mummichog), 5178 nucleotides. It is a transcript of the gene ccdc142, whose product is annotated as coiled-coil domain containing 142. The record is from RefSeq and is a predicted model, not a curated record. Bases 635 to 3493 code for a protein of 952 amino acids. Lineage: Eukaryota; Metazoa; Chordata; Actinopteri; Cyprinodontiformes; Fundulidae. The transcript is spliced from 13 exons.